AUGACGGCUACCAAGAACUCAAAUAAGUCAUUUUCCCUUUCAGGAUCAGACUUCGAUCAGUACGAGACCGCUUCAUGGCCAAUAUACAACGUAUCGAUGCCCGCCUGUAAUUCCUCUGUGGAUACUGGGGACUGGAGAGUCCGUCUGUGGGAAGGACCCUGGUGGAACACAGAGGGGUGGGAUGCUUUCAGUUAUCCCGAAUUCCGUGCUAACUUUGAUGGCAAACAUGCCAACUUGACGCUUGACGGGUCAUACUUUGCGAAUUCGAUCGUGAAAAAUGGAAUUUCUCCUGCUGCGGAUCCGGGUAGCAUAAUGGGACGGAUUCAGAUGCGAUUCAGUGGGAUUUUGGAUGCAUAUCACUCGGAUGUCCUGGACGUCAACUCGUCAACCCCGACAUGGCUUCGCACAGUUGGGUUCGGGAAUAAUUCCUUAAACAUUGCGAAUGACUCUAAGGGUACCAGCCUGUCAAAACCACACCAGUGGAUACUUCUUCCUUUCCUUUUUGUUCUGGCUUUCAUGCUUUACUAG
Penicillium atrosanguineum is the source of this 528-nucleotide messenger RNA. RefSeq names its product major facilitator superfamily domain-containing protein. The record is from RefSeq and is a predicted model, not a curated record. The transcript has a single exon. Lineage: Eukaryota; Fungi; Ascomycota; Eurotiomycetes; Eurotiales; Aspergillaceae. Bases 1 to 528 code for a protein of 175 amino acids.